Messenger RNA from Lacerta agilis (Sand lizard), 1243 nucleotides. It is a transcript of the gene TAAR1, whose product is annotated as trace amine associated receptor 1. Bases 89 to 1123 code for a protein of 344 amino acids. The transcript has a single exon. The record is from RefSeq and is a predicted model, not a curated record. Gene Ontology annotation, cellular component: membrane. Gene Ontology annotation, molecular function: trace-amine receptor activity. Lineage: Eukaryota; Metazoa; Chordata; Lepidosauria; Squamata; Lacertidae. Gene Ontology annotation, biological process: G protein-coupled receptor signaling pathway.
UCCCCUUCUUCUGGAUGGUAACAAUAAAUAGAUCCUGUUUUGACCGUAAAAGAAGAACUGCACACACCACAAUCAGACUGGGCCUAAUAUGUGCUUUCAGGGAUCUGAGUCUUUAGGAAGGAUGCAGUUGUGUUGUGAACACAUAAAUGGCUCCUGCAUAAAGAGCAGCUGGUCAAUCAGCAUUCGUAUUUCCAUGUAUAUCUUCAUGGUGUGUGUGAUCCUGGCUACCCUAGCUGGCAAUUUGACUGUGAUCAUCUCAAUAUCUCACUUCAAGCAGCUCCACACCCCGACCAAUUUUUUAAUCCUCUCGAUGGCCACAGUGGACCUUCUCCUUGGUUUCCUUGUCAUGCCUUACAGCAUGGUGAGGUCGGUUGAGAACUGCUGGUAUUUCGGAGAAUUCUUCUGCAAAAUCCACACCAGCAUCGAUAUCACUCUGAGUACAGCCUCCAUCUUCCACCUCUCUUUUAUCUCCAUUGACCGCUACUACGCCGUGUGUGACCCGCUGCGAUACAAGGCAAAGAUCAGCACAGGGGUCGUAUUGAUCAUGAUCUUUGUAAGCUGGGUCUUCCCUGCUACAUUUGGCUUUGGGAUGGUCUUUUUGAAGCUAAACAUGAUUGGAGCAGAAGAGACCUUCUAUAAGCUCAUCUAUUGCGUGGGAGGCUGCUUUGUCUUCUUCAAUGAAACGUCAGGGGUGGUGGCCUCCGUGGUUUCUUUUUACAUCCCUGGAUUUGUCAUGCUGUGUGUCUAUGGGAAAAUAUACACUAUAGCCAAAAGGCAAGCCAGGUCCAUUAAGGCUGCUGCAAACCAAAUACAGAUCAGAUUUGAGCAUCACAUUUCACACAGCAGAGAACGGAAAGCAGCCAAGACUUUAGGCACUGUGGUCGGUGUCUUCCUCAUCUGCUGGUUCCCAUUCUUUUUCUGCACGGCAACAGACCCCUUUAUGAAUUAUGCAAUACCUCCCAUUCUCAUUGAUGCCCUGGUUUGGUUUGGUUACUUGAACUCCACCUUCAACCCAAUUGUUUAUGCGUAUUUUUACCUGUGGUUUCGAAGGGCCUUGAAGAUGAUUGUACUGGGGAAGGUUUUUCAGCAGGAUUCAUCCAGGACUCGCCUCUUUAUGGAGUAAAGCACGUUGGGCUUUGAGAGUAUUUUCUUCAGUAUUUUACCAGGCACUGUCCAUUUCGAAGCAGAAGGUCAAAGUGAAAAAGCAUGUGUGAUGCUUCAGUGCAGUUGCUCUGGCAGCCCC